Molecule: messenger RNA, 429 nt
Organism: Protopolystoma xenopodis
Lineage: Eukaryota; Metazoa; Platyhelminthes; Monogenea; Polystomatidea; Polystomatidae
Source: the annotation of a GenBank genome assembly
GUGACGCCGGUAUACCUAGAUGUGGGCGUCGGUCUUGACUGGUUUCGGUACUUGGACAUCUUCCAGUCGCUCCGACCGGCUGAACGCCGUGUUGCCGACCUACUUGGUAUUCAGGAGCGGUUCUUGGCCAGAUGCAUCUCCAAGUGCGCUGCCACAAUGCCCGACCGAAAGGACACCGAUUCAGCCCAAGGCCGAGAGCAAGUUCAACAACAACGACAUUUGAUGGUGCUGCACAGGCGCUUCUACACGGCUCUGGCUCUCUGGUAUCUUGUCUGUGAACAGCCGCUGUCUGACGUGGCGUCUCGGUUCUGCGUGAAUCGAGGCCUUUUGCAAGCCCUGCAGCAGCAGGCGGCCACGUAUGCAGGUCAGUUCGUCUCAGUCCCGUCACGCAUUGACCAGUGGGCCCAGACAGUUUGUGUCAGGCCCUAA